AUGGCACGUCUAACGCCUCGCCUCGCUAUCCGCUACCUUCUUGUCACCUUCAUCGCAAUGUACGGCGCCAAACGCUGGCUAUCUGGCCAGCCUCUUCUCUCCGACUCUCUCCCGGCCUAUUCGGGCCCCUACGAUGUCGGAACGGUCGAUAUCGAAAUCCCAGCGGUCCACCCGCGCAAAUUCAGUGAUGCCGUACACAAGGAGACGGGUGAACCGGCAUUCGAGCUCGAGACGGUCAUGUUUAGCAUCUUCUACCCAGCCGAAAAGGGUGUACACAGCAAGAGACCAAAACACAAUUGGAUUCCAGAAUCAGGGAAACUCUACGCCGAGGGCUACGCCCGAUUCGCAGGCAUUAGCACAUGGAUUACGAAUAAGCUGUUCGAAGGUGGAUUAUGGUCGCUUGUCGGAUCUACCACGAUUCCAGCCCAGGUCGAUGUCCCGAUACAUGGCGCCAGCGAGCACGGAAAAAGAGAUGUGAUUAGAGAGGAAGAGGGCCAGGCUGUGUUGGUAGGAAGCGAGCAAAAGGAGGCACAAAAAGAGCAAUUCCCUGUCAUCGUCUUCUCGCAUGGCAUGGCUUCAGGUCGCACAAGCUAUACGCACUACCUCGGCGAGCUUGCCUCCCGCGGCUAUGUUGUAGCAGCCGUCGAGCACAGAGACGGCAGCGGGCCUGGUACCAUUGUCUAUAAGGCAGACGGUACGCAGAAGACGGUCUUUCAUGCACCAGCCGAUGCAUUGGACCCGGUGCCAGAGACCGAGGAACUCAAGAGAGUGCAACUCGCCCUUCGCCAGGCCGAGGUGGAAGAGACGGUUCGUGUCUUGCGCGCCAUUAACAAUGGUGAUGGACAAGACGUCCAUCGGGCUAAUGCGCGGAAAGAAGGCGACACGCUUGUGUACUGGCGCCAUCGCCUCAAUUUUGACCAGGUCAUAAUGGCUGGCCAUUCAUAUGGCGCAACACUCGCAAUGCAGGCGCUCAAGGGUGCACCGAAUGACUUGCGUCCCUUUGUGGGUGGCAUUGCGCUCGACCCUGGCAAAAGUUCUGGGCCGCUGAACGCAAACAUUGAUGUUCCGCUGCUAGUUGUCCACUCUCAGUCGUGGUCGUCGAAGCGCUCCAUCUUCUUCGGACGGCCGCACUUUGACACGGUCAAGGAAAUUGUGGAGGGCAUUGUCGACAAGCAACACGGCAACAAGAAGGCAGGAUGGUUCAUGACAGCCAAGGGGACGACGCACCCCACUGUUACGGAUGCGCCACUCAUUGAACCUCUAUUACUCAGCUGGACGACGGGAGCAACUGUCGACGUGAAAGAGGGCCUGAUGCAAUACGUGCAGACAUCCAAGGACUUCCUAUCAUACCUGGUGGACGGCAAGCUAAGUGGAGUUUUGAGCCAACGCGUUAGCCACCCUCGAUACAAUCAUGAGACGAGAAAACUACCAGAGGAUAUGAGCAAGAUCUGGCAGAUUCAUGUCAGCCCUGUUGAGUAA
Molecule: messenger RNA, 1479 nt
Organism: Pestalotiopsis fici W106-1
Lineage: Eukaryota; Fungi; Ascomycota; Sordariomycetes; Amphisphaeriales; Sporocadaceae
Exons: 1
Coding region: 1-1479 (492 amino acids)
Molecular function (GO): 1-alkyl-2-acetylglycerophosphocholine esterase activity
Source: RefSeq, a predicted model, not a curated record